AUGCAAUUUGACGUGAAAGCGGGUAUAGUUAAAAUUGAAAGUCCAAUGGGCAUACAAAUCCCCACCACAAUGAAGUCCAUGUCCGCCACACCUAUUGGGCCGAAAGCCCCAACCUCCUCCUCCACCACCAAUCUCACGGUGGCGUUCACCACGCCGCCCAACUACGCCGGCAGACUAUCUCAGCUCAUCGCCCUCCAAGGCUUCAAUCCACUGUGGUGCCCCACACUCGUCGUCCAGUACACCCUUGACACCCUCUCCGCCCUCAAACCCUAUCUCUCCCCCAAAUCACUCGAUUCCUUCUCCGCCGUCGCUUUCACUUCCCGCACCGGAAUCUCCGCAUUUUCGGAAGCCAUCGCCGCCCUUGACCAACCCCCUUUAUCGCCUUCCGGCGAAGAUUUCAUCAUUGCCGCCCUCGGCAAGGACUCAGAGCUUAUCAACAACGAAUUCGUAGCUAAGCUCUGCGAAAAUGACGGUCGGGUUAAGGUUCUGGUCCCUCCGAUCGCGACGCCGAGGAGCCUAGUGACUUCCCUCGGGGAUGGGCGUAACCGGAGGAUUCUCUGUCCGGUUCCAGUCGUUGUGGAUCUUGAGGAACCUCCGGUGGUGCCAGACUUUCUCCAGGACCUUGAGUCCGCCAUGUGGGUCCCGGUUCGGGUCGGGGCGUACGAGACGCGGUGGGCGGGUCGGGAGUGCGCGAAGGAAGUGGCGGAGAGGAUCGAGAAGGGAGAAAUGGAGGCAAUCGUGUUUACGAGCACGGCGGAGGUCGAGGGUUUGUUGAAGAGCUUGAAGGAGUUUGGUUUGGACUGGAGAGAAGUGAAGAAAAAGUGUCCAAAUAUGGUGGCGGCGGCUCACGGGCCGGUCACAGAGGCCGGCGCCAAGAGGCUUGGUGUUGAAAUUGACUUGGUUGGUGCUAAGUUUGAGAGCUUCGAUGGUGUUGUUAACGCUCUUCGCCUGAGAUUGCUUGUUUCAGCCCAUUAG
This is a messenger RNA of Humulus lupulus (European hop), 975 nucleotides long. RefSeq lists its product as uncharacterized. NCBI's taxonomy places the organism in Eukaryota, Viridiplantae, Streptophyta, Magnoliopsida, Rosales, Cannabaceae. The transcript has a single exon. The record is from RefSeq and is a predicted model, not a curated record. Gene Ontology annotation, biological process: tetrapyrrole biosynthetic process. Gene Ontology annotation, molecular function: uroporphyrinogen-III synthase activity. Bases 1 to 975 code for a protein of 324 amino acids.